Medioppia subpectinata is the source of this 651-nucleotide messenger RNA. The record is from the annotation of a GenBank genome assembly. NCBI's taxonomy places the organism in Eukaryota, Metazoa, Arthropoda, Arachnida, Sarcoptiformes, Oppiidae.
CCGCCCUCCAAUAUAACGAUUCGCAUACCAGAGAACGCAACCAUUGGUUCAACUGUUGUGGAAGUGAUGGCCACCGAUGAGGACUGGGGUGUGAACGCUGUGGUCAGAUAUAAAUUGAGACAAUUGCCAAACAAUCACUGGAGAUCUUUUGCCAUAAAUGAAGUGACGGGUGUUAUAACUGUUGCCAAACAAUUGGAUAGAGAGGCGCAAAGAGUUCAUGAAUUGCGAGUCCAGGCAUACGAUUUGGGUGAACCCACAUCUCUGUCCACUGAUUUGGAUUUAACUAUUUUGGUGGCAAAUGUCGAUGACUUUGAGCCUGAAUUUACUCAGGAUGUCUUCCAAGUUGUGUUUACAGAAAAUACUCUUCCGGAAAUAGAAAAAUACAAGUUAUUGCCGACAAUAGACAAAGACGAUUACGACUUGAUAGACCCGGCGGUUGGCUUUAAGUCUAUUCCAUGUUAUCAUAUCGUUGGUGGCGAUGGCGGACACCUCUUCCGAUUGAAUACAUUUACUCAUGAAUUGACGACAACUCAAUCAUUAGACCGCGAAUUCAAAGAUAACUACACUCUUAUAGUUCAGGCGACAAACGAUUGUUUCAAAAUCCCUCCAAAUAUCACUCACUUCGACAAUAAAGAUAAUUCACUGCUUCAG